AUGCCCGAGUCCACGGAUGAGGAGGACACCUCGGAUGCCGAGGUCAACCUUCCGGGUGAUGACGAGGCGGCAACGGGCACGGAUUCUCCGCCGGUCUAUCAAGAGGCUGGAGACGAGGACGCGCCAUUGACGCUGCGUGAAGCGAGGCCCACACCGGGGUUGUUGGUGGACCCGCCCCUCGCGGGCGCAGAGCGGAGGUCACCCACGCCAGCGGCUAGAGGAAGGUCGCCCACGCCGGCGGCGGGCGGAAGAUCGUCUACGCCCGUGACAGAGCGGAGGUUGCCCCUGCCGGCGGUAGGUGAGGGGGUCCCCGCGCCCGCGAUGUCGACGAGCGGCGACGGGUCCGCUGCGAGCGCGGAGACGCCUGCACAGAUGGCCUCGAGGCUCCAGGCCGAUCCGAGGACGACACCCUCGAAUCAGUCGUCGAGGGGCGUCAGUGUGCCGCGGGCCCGAAGGAGUGGCACGGGCAAACGCAGUAUGAGCGCCCGGUCCGGCUCCGGGGCCGUUGCCAAGGAUGCAGCCCCGCUCGCGCCGGCCAAAGCCCUCAAGACCGGGGCGCGCGUCACGCCGCACAUGGCGCCGCAGCCCCCGCCCAUCGUAGAUAUUGUGGCGGAGGCCGCGAAGCUGCGGGAGGCGAUGACUCGAGGGGCCCAAGUGGCCCAACAGGCUCGAGCGCCGGGGAAUGGGGGCGAUGCCAGCCAGGGUGGCAUUGAAGCAGCCUCUCAGGCUGACGCCGUGGGGGAGGCCGGCCGGGGCGACGCAGAUGACGCCACCCGGCCAGACGUCGAAGUCGAGGCUGGUCGGAGCGACGCGGAUAGCGCCGCUCGGCUGGUCGCAGAGGAAGGAGCUGGUCGCAAUAAGCUUCUGCGGACCGUCUAG
Messenger RNA from Panicum virgatum (switchgrass), 879 nucleotides. Its product is annotated as translation initiation factor IF-2-like. The transcript is spliced from 4 exons. The record is from RefSeq and is a predicted model, not a curated record. Bases 1 to 879 code for a protein of 292 amino acids. NCBI's taxonomy places the organism in Eukaryota, Viridiplantae, Streptophyta, Magnoliopsida, Poales, Poaceae.